Molecule: messenger RNA, 2128 nt
Organism: Aspergillus versicolor CBS 583.65
Lineage: Eukaryota; Fungi; Ascomycota; Eurotiomycetes; Eurotiales; Aspergillaceae
Product: carboxylic acid transport protein
Exons: 5
Coding region: 350-1882 (510 amino acids)
Biological process (GO): carboxylic acid transport; transmembrane transport
Cellular component (GO): plasma membrane
Molecular function (GO): carboxylic acid transmembrane transporter activity
Source: RefSeq, a predicted model, not a curated record
AAUGCAUCCAAAACGGGUUGUGCUCGGCAUCUGGUUCCAACCCCAGAUUGCUUAGGCCCUUGGCAGCACUUUCGCCCGCGGUGGAUUUGUAGCCCGCCGUGGGGCUUGUACGCAAUGGAAAGCCACAUUAUCCAUGGGAGGGGUUUGAUUAUGAGGGACUAUCAUUAUUGCGUGGGGUGACAUCGCGCACCCUCCGCAUGAAACCCUUGAUGUAAGACGCGAAGACGAUGGCAGGGGGGCAAGCUCGACCAAGCGGCCGUGAACUUUAUAAGUAGAGUCAACAUCCCUUGCUCCAACACGAAGCCCGCCCAUUAAAAACAAAGCUUUCUUGUUUCAACAAAAAGUUGCCAUGUCUUCACACAACGAGCCUGCUGAGCCCGUCGCAGAGGGCGUCUGGGCUGUUGCAAAGCAGUCCUGGGUUGAUCUCUUUAGAUGGCGGCAGCGUGUCGAAAUAGUUAACGAGCACGACGAGAAGCGUGCGGAAUGGCAAGACCCCGAGCCCUUCCAAAACCCCAUCAAACUUUUUAUGUUGCUGAGUGCGCGGGACUGGCUAUUCUUUCUCGUCGGCCUUGGGGCCUGGACUGCGGAUGCGUUUGACUUCCACGCGCUAUCCAUCCAGCAGGUGAAGCUUGCCGACUACUACGGGAAGACCAAGACAGAUAUAUCCACUGCGAUUACUCUGACGUUACUACUGAGAAGUGUGGGAGCGGCAUUCUUCGGUCUCGCGGGUGACAGAUGGGGUCGUAAAUGGCCCAUGGUCGUCAACAUGAUCGUGCUUGGAGUCCUCCAGAUUGCAACAAUCUACAGUGGCACUUUCCAGCAGUUCCUGGCAGUGAGAAGUUUGUUCGGUCUGUUCAUGGGUGGUGUAUAUGGAAACGCCAUCGCCAUGGCUUUGGAACACUGCCCUGUCAGUGCCCGUGGUCUCAUGUCUGGGAUCCUCCAGCAAGGAUACUCCCUCGGAUAUGUCUUUGCCGCAUGUGCCAACUUGGGAGUUGGGGGAGAAACCGAAAGCUACAAGACAGUGUUUUGGAUUGCCGCUGGAAUCUCGAUUGGCAUUGGUCUAAUUCGUGUACUCUUCCCCGAGUCGAAACAAUUUCUUGAGGCAAAGGCGGCAGGCAAACAGUCAGUUAGUGCUGGAGAGUUUUGGAGAGAGACAAAACACAUGGUUGGCCGAGAAUGGAAGAUUUCGUUUUACUGCAUUCUCCUGAUGACUUGGUUCAACUAUUAUUCCCACAUGUCUCAAGACUCUUACACUACGUUCAUGUUGACCCAGAAGGAACUGGCAAAUGACGGUGCUUCUCGUGCGUCGAUCAUCAUGAAGACUGGCGCCUGUGUUGGUGGUACCAUCAUUGGAUAUCUAUCCCAAUUUGUUGGACGUCGCCGUGCUAUUAUUGUUGCGGCUUUCAUAUCCGGUGUACUCAUCCCUGCCUGGAUCCUCCCCACGACCGAGAGAUCCCUCAGCGCAACCGGGUUCUUUCUCCAAUUCUUCGUGCAGGGUGCUUGGGGUGUCAUUCCCAUUCAUUUGAACGAGCUCUCCCCACCUGCCUUCCGAUCUCUGUUCCCAGGUCUUACCUACCAGGUCGGAAAUAUGAUCUCCUCCCCAUCAGCACAGAUUGUCAACGCUGUCGCAGAAAAGACAUUUAUCUCAAGUCCGUCUGGAACACGUGUUGAGGCCUACGGCCCUACCAUGGGCGUAUGUACUGCAAUUAUCGCUACCGGAAUCAUGGUGACAGCCGCCUUCGGACCGGAGAAGCGUGGUCGCCGCUUCGAGACCGCUGUCGUGGGUGUUCAGGAGGAGCUGCAGACAAAGACCGUGGAAGACCCUGAGAAGGGGGACUGCGAGCCGGCCGACGAAAACAUUGAGCGCGCAUCCAAGAAUUAGGCUUCUCUUUCACCCAUUCAUGACAGGUAAUAUGGUAUAUGAUGAAACGAUGGUGGACGAUUUGACAUAUGGUUGAGCGAUCUUGAUUAUGAGAUGAAGAUUAGUGAUUUUGCAGCAAUUUCCUCGAUAGUUUGCAAUUGAAGGAGAAGUCGCGGACUCUUCAUUUUUUCUCAUAAACACUAAUCAUAUCAGACCCCUUCCCAACCUCAUACGUUCUUUUUGGUUUCAUAUACACCCGCCUUGUAA